AUGGAAGCCCCGAAUUCACCCCGCGAACUCUCUCCUCCAGCCGUCGUCAUCUCUCCUGCCUUGGCGCAGCUGUCAAAUCGGAAGCGAAAACAUGCUGCGAUUUCCAGCACGGUCGCGUCUUCUCCAGCGCCCUCCGAUCCUGGCGCCACGCCGACACCUGGUGCUGAGAAUGUGGUGCUUACGUCGCGUCACACUGACCUUUCUACACGCCCCCGGCUCGACAUCUCCCGACACCCCGUGUUCGUGCCGCUCUACCCCGGGUCGUCGUACUUCAGUACCGAACCACUCUGUAAUAAUCGGCUAAAUUUCCGUUAUACACCCGCAGGACUGACUCCUGUUGGUUCGCUCGUGCCUUUCCGGACAAUUGAGACCGUUCCGACGUGUUCCCGUGUCUCAUGGGAGGACAGGAGCCCGUUCGUCCGCGUCACUCAGGACGGGCUUGGGCUGAAGGGUGAGAAGGGCUUCCGGAGCGCGCGCUGCAACGCGCCUAUACGGGAAGGGAAGUGGUAUAUGGAGGUAAAGGUUGAGAUUGGCGGAGGAGAGAAAGCACCAGAUUGCCAAUUGCGCGAGGGGAGCCAUAUCCGCCUUGGUUGGGGACGACGCGAGGCUCCCCUGAACGCGCCAGCAGGGUUAGAUGGCUACAGCUACGCAUACCGCGACAUGACCGGUGAGAAGGUGCACCUGUCACGUCUGCGCCCGUAUGGCAAGUCCUUCAAGUCCGGCGACGUGAUCGGGAUGUACAUUUCGCUCCCGUCGCCGCGCCGCCAGCCCGACCGUAAGGACCCGUACGACCCGGCGCGCAUCAAGCGUGAGCGGAUCGCGAUCGAGUUCAAAGGUCAGGAGUACUUCGAGUCGCUCGAAUACGCACAAUCGAAGGAGAUGAUCGCGCUCAUGGACGCACGCGACCGCGCGAAGGCGACGAACUCGAGCUCAAUGCCGUCAUCUGCGACGAAAAAGGCGGCGACGGUCAAGAACCUCCCAUCGGCGUCGCGCGGGAAGAGCACUGUACAGGAGCCGGCGCCCCUCCGCCCGCUGCCCACGCUGGGCCCGGACUCGCACAUCGCGUUCUUUGUGAAUGGCGAAUGCCAGGGCGUCGCGUUUCGGGAUCUCUUCGACUACCUCCCUCUGCGGAAUCCAGCGAACAAACAGCAGGAAAAGAAGAGGACGAACAAGGAAGGGCUGCGCGAGCACAAGGAGAAUUCAUUUGAUGAUGGCACGCUCGGGUACUAUCCAUUCAUAUCACUGUUUAAUGGAGCAAGAGUGCGAAUAAACUCCGGGCCUGACUUUGAAUUCAUGCCGCCCCCUGACAUCGAUGCUGUACUGUCGUCCUCUGAUGCGCAUGAUGCUGAUGUUAAGCCACAUGAAGCUAUGCGGACAUGGCGGCCAAUGUGCGAACGCUAUCCUGAGUUCAUGGCGGAGCAGUGGAAAAUGGACGAAGUCGAAUUUGCAGAGGCAGUGGGCACGCAGCAGGUAGGCGAAUUUCGGCUAUGUUCAACUUGCAUGUGUAAACUUAUAUGUAAAAGGGCACACAGAAACAACCACAAACAGAACAGACAGGACGGUCAAAGACGGAUGAAGCGAAGCAUCAAGCGUAUCUCGCGAAGAGGCGGGCACAAGCGGCCGCCCGAAAGCACAGGAAGCUCCAGCAAGCAAAAGAAGAGGCGGAGACCAAGCGGCGAAAGCUGGAGACCGAUGCAACCCCCAGUGGGGAGGCGAAGUCAAGCCCCGUCGACCGCCCGAGUGCUGAGCCGUCAGUUGCUUCGCCUGGGAAACCGGCGUUGCUGGACCCAUCCCCGUACGUCGGUCUGGGCAUCUCCAUAG
Molecule: messenger RNA, 1821 nt
Organism: Postia placenta MAD-698-R-SB12
Lineage: Eukaryota; Fungi; Basidiomycota; Agaricomycetes; Polyporales; Adustoporiaceae
Exons: 1
Coding region: 1-1821 (606 amino acids)
Cellular component (GO): Set1C/COMPASS complex
Molecular function (GO): transcription cis-regulatory region binding; protein binding
Source: RefSeq, a predicted model, not a curated record